AUGACAGUUAAUUCACCUAGGAUUUACGCAAAGCGAUGCUGGCCCACUGUGCGCGAGGGGCGGCGGCGCCGGCCCCUGACCUACAACGAGGGCGGGGGCGAUGGCGAUCAAUACGGCGGGACGCCCGUUCGAUACGCGGCGCUGCGCGGCCCCGCUUGCCGCCCCACGUGCCGCCGCUUUCCUUUCUUCUACCCCCCCCCCACCCACCCCCCUCCCCCCCGACUCCUCGCGCCCGGCGCGCAGCAGCUCCCAAAUCGCCUGCAUCAUAUGGCCUGCUAUUGUUAUGCUGACUGUCCUGAAUCAACCCUGGACGCGUGGGUCGGCGGCAAGCGUAAAACCUCCCGUUCGCCCUGCCUGCCCGAGAGUCGAGCUUUGCGAGCAGCCGCCCGUGGGAGCCGCCACGCGCCGCGCACGUGCGCGCGGGCCGCGGCUUUCGCGUCCCUUCGGAGGCGCGGCGCGCCCUCCGACAGCUCGGCGGCCGGACGCUCUCCGCCGUGCUUGUGUUUCGCCGCUCGGGAAUUGGCGCAGCUGCGCAAUCGAACGCAAAUGCGUCUCCUUGUGUUCUCGCCGAGAAUUGGCGAACGCCUUUUAGCAAGGGCUAAGAUUUACAUUGCGGCGGGGCGGGGAGGGGCGGGGGCAGCCCAGUGGGGCGACGCGGGCGCCGUGAGGCAUGAGGCCAUCCGUCUUGGUAACGGCGGGGGCGGGCGCGGGGUGGCCGAGGGCGGCGCAAAGUGGGCCGAAACAACAUGCAGCAUGGGAACAACAAAAUGUAAGUAG
Gryllus bimaculatus (two-spotted cricket) is the source of this 777-nucleotide messenger RNA. The record is from the annotation of a GenBank genome assembly. NCBI's taxonomy places the organism in Eukaryota, Metazoa, Arthropoda, Insecta, Orthoptera, Gryllidae.